AUGCCAAAACACUUCACACUACCUUCCUCACUCGAGCCAUAUAAGGGGAUUGGUGACCACCGGUCUCAUAUUAAGAAAUUUCAAUCUAUGAUGUUCUUUAAUGGCCCUAAUAACGAACCUGUUCUUUGCAGAGCUUUCCCUAAUUACCUCGACGGUGCUGCCCUACUUUGGUUUUCAAAAUUACCUACAGGAUCAAUCUCCUCUUUUGAGGAACUGGCAAAAUCUUUCAUAGACUACUUCGCUGCAGCACGGAUAUGUGUACACGGAUCAGACUACCUCGGCACCAUUCGCCAAGGUCCUCAUGAAAGCUUGAAAGACUAUCUGACCAGAUUCGCAAAAGCAACCAUGGAGAUACCCGAUCUAGAUCCCGCUGUCCACUUGCAUGCCCUAAAGGCCAGACUCCGACCCGGAAAAUUUAGGGAAACAAUCGUGGUAACCAAGCCAAAGACACUGGAAGAAUUCCGGGAAAGGGUGGUAGGACAAAUGAAGAUUGAAGAACUCCGCGAAGCCGAAAAAACAGAGAAAAAACAACCAAAGAGAGAGGAUGACAGAACUAUGAGACCGACAAAUGUCAAAGACCACAAAAAGCACUUCAAACUGACCCCAAAAUUUGACAACUACACCAAAUUCAACACAAGAAGGAAAAAGAUAAUUAAAGAAAUCCUCAACGCCAAGAUCAUAAAACCACCAGCAAGGGCAGGAAGCUACCAAGAUCAGCGUUUCGUUGACAAAAGUAAACACUGCACUUUCCAUCAAAAGUAUGGGCACACAACCGACGAGUGCGUGAUAGCCAAGGAUCUAUUAGAAAGAUUGGCUCGGCAAGGCCUCCUAGAUAAGUACAUCGAAGGAAGGAAGCAUAAAGAAAACGAUAGGGACAAGGAAGAACGUCAACAAACCUCGGAAAACAAGGAAAUCAAAAAAUGGUCAAACAAUAUCCCACCUAAAGGGAUUAUAAACUGCAUAUCCGGAGGAUUCGCCGGCGGAGGAGAAACAACAUCGGUAAGGAAACGUAGCUACCGUACAAUGCUGGCAAUCAAAGGAACAACACUAUACAGCAACAACAACGUACCUGACUUAGAAAUCACUUUCAACAAGGAGGACAUGUGCUCGGCCGCACCACACUCAGACGGCCAAGUGGUAAUCUCCAUCCAAACAGGCGAGCUGUUGCGAUGGCUCGAGUUCAUAUCUGGAAAUGAUUCCAGUCGAUACACCGUUCGUGCCCAUGGUGAUGGGAAGUCCCUCUCUUUUACCUUGUGGAGGGUUGACGAUGAAACUCGGAUGAGAUUGGCUAUGGAUCUUUUAUGUCAAAGUCAAACCCAAAGUGGGAGGAGGUCUGUCAGUUGGCAGGAUAUUUCUGGAAUAACUUUGUUAAGAGCUACUUGGAGAUUGAUGGUUGUGACUCCAAGAAUGGCGGGCAAGAGGAUGCAACAGUCGGCAGCAGUAGCAGCCAAAGCAUGA
This is a messenger RNA of Arachis ipaensis, 1458 nucleotides long. Lineage: Eukaryota; Viridiplantae; Streptophyta; Magnoliopsida; Fabales; Fabaceae. The record is from RefSeq and is a predicted model, not a curated record.